Exophiala oligosperma is the source of this 1182-nucleotide messenger RNA. RefSeq lists its product as uncharacterized. Lineage: Eukaryota; Fungi; Ascomycota; Eurotiomycetes; Chaetothyriales; Herpotrichiellaceae. Bases 1 to 1182 code for a protein of 393 amino acids. The record is from RefSeq and is a predicted model, not a curated record. The transcript has a single exon. Gene Ontology annotation, molecular function: microtubule binding. Gene Ontology annotation, biological process: spindle assembly. Gene Ontology annotation, cellular component: mitotic spindle microtubule; HAUS complex.
AUGGACUCCUCGAGCCCAAACAAAUCUCAACUCCCAUAUCGACCUCGAGACUACAUUUCCAUCUUCAUCCACACCCUGCACUUACUCGACCUUGACCUCCUCCCGGACUUCCCACCCACACUCACCGAAUCCACUCUGCGCAACAGUUCGCCCAAAGCAGCACCUCCAACAAAUUUGCAGCAACGCGUCAAGAGUGUCGAGUGGGCUUUGUACCGACUGUUUGAGACUUACGAUCCCGUCGAGACCAGGGAGAAACUACAACCUCACUUCCCACCAUCGACACCGAGGGAUUCCCUCAACCUACGCGCAGCCUUGUACAAGUCGUUGACGGAAUUGAAAAAGAAUGGCUCGUUACCCAAGGAAACGGUACUACGCAAGACAAUGCUAGACGAGUGCAAGGGUGACAAGUUUGAAGAAUUGCUCGCUUCGUUCGGAAUGCUCGUUCUUCGAAAGAAAGUGGAUGACGACCAUCGAGACGGGAAGAAGAGCAAAAACCCAAACCCAAACCAGAAUCUAAAGCUACGAGAUGUUAACAAAAACACUGAACAAAUAAUACCAAUACUUUUGGCUCACAGGACAUCUCUGCAAAACACACUUCAACAGAGACGAAGCCUAAAAGAGAAUGCGGCCACCCAGACGGACGAGAUAAGACGAUUGCGCGAGGAUAUUGGAAGACGAAUACAAAGCCUGACUCAAGAUACACUGCCCGAGGACGAGUUUAGGAAUGAGGAUGACGACGAAGACGAAGGUCUGAAAGAUCGUCUGAAUCAUGCUUUUGCCAUGGACAGGCGAUGGGCAACGUUCCUCCUUGAAGGCACCACUGCUCCUAGGCUGGCCUUGUCCGAUACAGACACAUCAUCACAAGAAUACCCAGACGAUAAAAGGAAUGAUACGUUUGUAAACGACGCGGACACGUCGAAUGAACCCAUGACACAACUUCUCGAGUCGCUCGAGGACCGACGAUCGCAUACUGAGCGAUUGAGGCGUCUUCGCGAUAAUGUACAUCGCUCGCCACCGGUUGAGACGACGAGGCAUAGCAUUCCCUCUGGGAAAUUCUCCGCUGCUGCUGUUCUGGCCGAUGCUGGACAUGACGAUGAGGCCAGUGUCAACCAUAAUAAUACCCAAAAGACAGUGCGUUUCGGUAGACAUCAAGCCUUGUACUUAGGAGCCCUCUCUACCUAG